AUGGUCUUGGACAUGCGUACCACGGGUCUCCGAAACAUGUUGGAAGAGAACUACCCCCCGCAGAUAUCUUGUCUGUGCCAAAGAGUGACGCAUUAUUUUUGUGACUCUCUUUUUAAAAGUUAACUGUGAUGGUUUACACCUUAAGCAAGCUCUUGGUUUUGUCGUUGUAAGGUAGAUUGAGGGGUAUCAUGUUUUGUUCUGCUAUUUGAAAUUCUCUACGUGUCGCAAAUAUGAGUGCUUUAGGGAUGGGGGCCGAAAUCGAGGAUUUGGACAAAGUGGGCAUGGGUUAUUUGAUGCUUGACAGCAAAGCACAUAAAAAAGUUUCAGAUUUUAAACCUAGUACCGAAAAAGAGUGGACUUCUCGUCAAAUGUCGCCCCCCGGUGAUAAUUGUAACUGUAUAUACUACUCCCUAAUAUUUGCGGGUGUUGGAUUUCUUCUUCCCUACAAUAGCUUCAUUGUUGCUGUUGAUUAUUUUCAAAGUCAAUACCCCAACACAACUAUAAUAUUUGAUAUGAAUAUUGUGUAUAUAUUCAUGGGCUUCUUUGCAGUUAUAGUGAACAAUCUACUUGUAGAGACCUUGUCACUCCACACUCGAAUUACCUUUGGUUACAUUGUCUCCUUUUCCACACUACUAUUUGUUGCAAUUUGUGAAAUUUACUUGGGUUUGUUUAGCAUCCAUACUUCUUAUUCCAUAAACCUUAUUGCCAUGGCAGUAUUGGCUAUUGGUUGCACAGUUCAGCAGUCAAGUUUUUAUGGCUACACAAGUAUGUUGCCCUCCCGUUACACUCAAGCAGUCAUGGCUGGUGAAAGUGCUGCUGGCUUUUUUGUGUCUUUCAUACGUAUUGCAACUAAGCUCAUGCUGCAUGACCAGAAAGAAAAUACUUUGAUAUUUUUCUUAAUAUCAAUUGCUAUGGUUGGUUUGUGCUUUGGUCUACACCAUACUAUACGCAGAACUGCUUUCAUAAAAUACUACAUAAUGCUGUGCCAAGAGCGAAAAAUAACUCUUGAGCCAACUGAAGAUGCAGGUUUGAUGGAGCCACUUGAAACUGAAAGUGGGUCUCGUAGCCAAUAUGGUGUGCUAAAACUACAGCAAAGCCCUCGGGAACCAGGAAUAUCAGGUUUCAGCUUUGCCAAUCCUGUUUAUGAACCUACUGGUGCCCCACCCACUCUGCCUGUAACAGCUGUAACUGCAGCUGCUGUAGCACAAACAAGUGGUUCACCGGAGAAAACCUCAGGGCCCUCAUACAAAGUGGAGGAUGUGGUAGUUCAGACACCUAAAGAUGUAACUGCCCGAGCUAGACGACGACCGUCAUUAGCAGUCCGUGGUUUCCGAAGGGGAUUGGAGACUCGCCUGCAAGUUGCAAAACAAGUGUGGCCAUACAUGCUUUCUAUUGGCCUGGCAUAUUUUAUCACACAAUGUCUGUAUCCAGGCAUUUUAACUGAAGUUGCCAGUUGUACAUAUGGUAACUGGAUGCCCAUCUUUCUUAUUGCUAUAUUCAAUUCAUCUGAUUUAUUAGGAAAGAUCAUUGCUUCUUGCUCAUUUAACUGGAGCAGGGGCAAUAUUUUGUUCAUAGCCGGGUCAAGAGCAUGUAUAGUUCCUUUGCUUUGGCUUUGUGCUUACCCUCGUGGCAGGCCUGCAAUACCAGGAGAAUAUUAUGCCAUGACAUUGUGCCUCUUCCUUGGUCUCACAAAUGGUCUUGUUGGGAGUAUUCCUAUGAUUCAAGCUCCAAGCAAGGUUCCUGAGGAUAGACGGGAACUAACAGGAAAUAUUAUGACCCUCUCUUACAACAUUGGGCUCACUGGUGGAUCCCUCAUGUCUUAUAUUCUUGAUGACAUGCUGGGACCACCAGUACCAAAUGGUUGCACCAUUAUGCCUCCCAUUAUCAAGAUGUCAACUGCUGCAACAAAACUCAAUGCCACAGUUGUGGGAGCAAACCAAUUUGCGCCUAUUGGACCCACGAAUGCCAGUAUUAUUUCAAGGUUAUCAUCCAACAUCACAAUGUCAAGUCCAACAAUCCCAAGUACAAUUGCAAUGGUGGCAGCAACAGUCCUAACUGCAGCAACAUCAACAAUAUCCUCUGUAUCUGUUCAGUCAACAGCCACUGCAGUCACUUCCACUGCAUCUCAUUUCCUUAAAACCAUGCAACCCUUAGCAAAUGUCACAAUUCACUAGACUUGGGCUUAAAAUUUAAUCCAUAGAAGUGUAUAAGUUGCAGCCCAGCAGCUUACUGUUUCAUUUAAUUUAUAUUCCAUUCAGAGGGCUGUUAGCAGCGGAUGGUGGAGAGAACUACAGCAAUAAAGUCUGGAGAAACUAUAUAAACGUUGCUAGUACUUGCUAAUCUAGCACCUUAGAUUCAAAGUCAGUUCUUGUAGAAUAUCGUAAUCAAAAUCAUUAGAGUUUUCCAGAACUAAAAUAAAUAUUUUCUGUCUCAUUUCUGAAUGUUAUAGGUGAUUUUUUUUUUAAAGGGUCAUUGAGGAGAAUAGAGAGAAAUUUUCUCCUACUUGAUAUGCAAGAAAAAUGAUAAGUACACUAAACUUCUAUUCCAACUAACUGCAGCAGUCUGAGUAAAUCUCAGGAAGGCCAAGAGACAAGAUACUUCUGGUCUUCAAAGUAAAUUAGAGGGUAGGGAACAUAUCAAGGUUAAACACAGCUGACAAUUUUUUUUUCUUUUCUCAUUUCUUAGUUGAUAACUGAGAACUCUAUUACCAUCUUUCUGCAAACUGCAGCAAUAGAGCCCUAUUGACAAGAACCAAGCCAUAUUACCAUUUGACUUUCUCGGUCCUACAUAUUAAGGAUUCUAAGAUUGAAAGAAGACAUACAUCGUGGAUGAAUUAGAAGCGUGACUGAUGUUAGCACAAUGAUUUAAUCCGUAGAAUUUAAAAAGUUUACUUUUGAAAAGAAAUUUAAGACAAUACCAAACAAGAAAAAGCUCUCACUCUACUACAGUAGCAUUUUUUAAAACUAGUUGGAGCUGAAUCCAAAACAAUUGUAUUCUACAGCUGUUGGAUAUAAAAUACUUUAGUUUUCUUACCGUUUAAAUACAGUGACUGUGAAGCAAUAAUUGCUUUUCCUUCUGUGUGAAUUAGACAUCAACAAGAAAAGUGCAAUAUUGCAAUGAAUAAGAGAAUAAAAUAUGGGAACUGUAACUAUAGUUAUAGUUAGAUAUGUAGCCAAUAAGACCUCAUAAUGAAAGUGGGUGCCUUGACAAUUGACAAACUUUUAAAAACAACCUUGACCUGGUACUUACCGUUCCAUGAAAAAGAAAUCUUCAAAAUAUAUGAAAUAUAUGACAAGAGAACCCACAAUGUCUUCCAGCUAAUUAUGUGUAUGUAAUGCAAUUUCUUUUGAGCGCAUGCACAUAGUAUUCAUAACCCUGCACUGACCUACCCUGAUUAGGUGGAAUUAUGAAGUAUGCUGUAAGGUGGGACAUGUAAAAAGGCUAUGUAAUCUGUCUUACCUGUGAUAAGCAGUAAAUUCCACAAUAAAGUCAUUGUAAGUCCA
Molecule: messenger RNA, 3503 nt
Organism: Frankliniella occidentalis (western flower thrips)
Lineage: Eukaryota; Metazoa; Arthropoda; Insecta; Thysanoptera; Thripidae
Gene: Ent3
Product: equilibrative nucleoside transporter 4
Exons: 9
Coding region: 231-2174 (647 amino acids)
Biological process (GO): nucleoside transmembrane transport
Cellular component (GO): plasma membrane
Molecular function (GO): nucleoside transmembrane transporter activity; monoamine transmembrane transporter activity
Source: RefSeq, a predicted model, not a curated record